This is a messenger RNA of Fraxinus pennsylvanica, 495 nucleotides long. The record is from the annotation of a GenBank genome assembly. NCBI's taxonomy places the organism in Eukaryota, Viridiplantae, Streptophyta, Magnoliopsida, Lamiales, Oleaceae.
AUGGGGGAUAAGAAUGUGAAUCUGCCACCAGGUUUUCGAUUCUAUCCAACUGAUGAAGAGCUUGUGGUUCAUUUCCUUCAUCGAAAAGCAGCACUCUUGCCUUGCCAUCCUGAUGUCAUUCCGGAUCUUGAUCUUUAUCCCUAUGAUCCAUGGGAUUUAGAGGGUAAAGCAAUGAAAGAAGGCAACAAAUGGUACUUUUAUAGCAGAAGAACACAGAAUAGAAUUACUGGGAGUGGAUAUUGGCAGGCUAUUGGGAUUGAUGAACCAAUUUACAGCUCUAGUUCUAACCAAAAGGAAUAUAGGAUUUCAGACUCUUCUUCUACUAGUAGAUCAUCAAGAAGAAGAAAUUCCAGAACAGAUUACAGUAAAUGGGUGGUGUGUCGAGUGUACGAGCGUGAUGGUGACGACGACGACAACGAUGGGCCGCAGCUUUCAUGCUUGGAUGAAGUUUACUUGUCGCUUGAGGAUCUUGAUGAAAUUAGUUUGCCAAAUUAG